AGUGUUAGAGUUUCUCUCUCUAUGAAUUCCAAAUUUAUGUUGGGUUCCACAAUCUCCCGCUCAAAGACAACUCCCUCUCUCUCUCUAUUUAGGUCUUCUCUAUCUCUCUUUUGUCUUAGAUUCAUUCCAUAAAUUACUCCCUCUCUCUCUCUAUCUCACUACAAAUUUUCGAUUUCAACAACAAAAUGAGGAGGGUUCCUUUCUUCAACUCAAAACAGUUUUCUGGAUCUAUGGAGUUCACUGAGUCAUUUAAACAAACAAGGUCCAUGUUGUUUCAACAUCUAUGGAGUCAUCUUGCUGCUGUUGAUAAGGAUAAAGCAAGCAACUAGGAGUUCAGAGAGUUGGUAUACAGGUAAUGGUGCUCAACCAUCGAUGCAUAACCAUUAGACCCACAGCGAUCGAUGCACACCGAUAGCCACACAGUGAUCGAUGCACUGCCAAACAGUGAACCAAAAUUUUGUGAGGCUGCUGUGAACCGAAACACCGCGAGGCCGAUUGUUGUGAACCGAAACACUGUGAGGUCAAAUGCUGUGAACCGAAGCGCUGCAAGCCAAUAGCCAUAUGCCAAAGCGGGGAUCUAGCCGAUGCUGAAGCUGGUUGGUGAGACCCUGUGCAUGAAUCUUGCUUCUCCAAUGAUUGACUGAUGACAAUGCUCUUGUUGCUAGGUCUUGCAAAUUCAAUUAGCUGAGUUGUUGAAACGGAAUGCUGGGUGCCUCGUGGGAAAUGUCAUCUGUUUGGCUUUUGAUCAGUUUGCCUCUAGGAUAUCAAGGAUUAGGACAGCAGCAACUAGAUGUUGAUUUGUGUUCGAUGUUGAUGAAUGACAACAACAAUGCUGAGCAGAAACUACAACAUACAGUUAGACAGAGACAAGAAUUACUAUAGGUGGAGGUUGAGUUGAGACCACAGUUCAUUGCUCGAACUACGCUCCAGAAUUACAAAGCCCAGAUCAAUGACCAUGCCAAUGCUGCCUCCCAGCUUAAGGUGAUGCCUCCACUUUGGUACCGUGUGGACAGAAUGUGGUUUCCACAUCCAGGAAUUAUGCCUGGGACAAUGACAAGGCAACCUUAUCUCUGCCCUCUGGAUCAUGUUUUUGAGAUUAAUAUUAUGUUGAAAGAACAAUCAGAGGAAACUUUUGGCCCGAAAAUUGACAUCAGAGAGUAUUCAUUCGUGGAUAACCCAUUGGUGGUUCCAAAACAGGUAAAGGAGUCGUGGUUUGAUGUUCAACAAUGUCAAGAAGGAUCUCCAAAUUGUCAUGCAGUCACCAACACAAGUAGACCAGGAACUUUCAGAUUUCCUAAGAAUAGAAAUGAAGAAACGUGCAUUUGGGUGUUCUCCUCAUUUAAGGAUGUGAAAGCGUUACAGUUCUCUUCCCUGCAAGAUGCCUUCAGUGGUUUCUCUGACAAGGCAAUGGAAGAGACGUUUAGGAACCGCUUGGAAGCCUCUCCCACCAGGCCAUAUAUACUAUGACGUACUGGGAUGAGAAACCCGAUUGGAAGCUUCUCCACCAGCAACCCCAGCAGAUGACCUUCCCACCUUUCUAAGCGCUACUGACUUUUCCACAACAGUACUUACCAAGAAUGAUCAUAUAUGGGAACUGUUACUCCAAAAAAGAGGACCAUGGCAUGUUUUUAUAUCAUUUAUAGGCAGAAUUCCGUGUGUUAUACAACAGCACAAGAGCUCAUGUAGAAAACGUAUACAAUAUUUUUGUUGUGGAUAGAUUUUGAUGUUUUCCAAAUUGCAAAAUUGGAUGAUUGCAGUUUUGAUUCCAUAUUAAUAC
Molecule: messenger RNA, 1777 nt
Organism: Papaver somniferum (opium poppy)
Lineage: Eukaryota; Viridiplantae; Streptophyta; Magnoliopsida; Ranunculales; Papaveraceae
Product: arabinosyltransferase XEG113-like
Exons: 10
Coding region: 985-1467 (160 amino acids)
Biological process (GO): cell wall pectin biosynthetic process
Cellular component (GO): Golgi apparatus
Molecular function (GO): arabinosyltransferase activity
Source: RefSeq, a predicted model, not a curated record